Molecule: messenger RNA, 1828 nt
Organism: Rhopalosiphum padi (bird cherry-oat aphid)
Lineage: Eukaryota; Metazoa; Arthropoda; Insecta; Hemiptera; Aphididae
Gene: mrn
Product: general transcription factor IIH subunit 4
Exons: 3
Coding region: 191-1606 (471 amino acids)
Biological process (GO): nucleotide-excision repair
Cellular component (GO): transcription factor TFIIH core complex; transcription factor TFIIH holo complex
Molecular function (GO): ATPase activator activity; double-stranded DNA binding
Source: RefSeq, a predicted model, not a curated record
UUUAAAUUAGUAAAUACAAUUUCAAAUAAACAUCUUUUAAAAAUAUUUACGAUAUUAUUAUAUAUUUAUUAAUUUAUUAUUUAUACUAUGCUUAAUAAUUUUUUGGUCUAAUUAAUAUUUAAGCAUUUAAGACAUUAAAUAAUGUAAAUUUUUCAAAAAAAAUUGAUAAAUAUAUGAAUUGUAUACAAUUAUGUCCAAGGAACCUGGUACUAGCAAGGAAAAACGGAAGAAUUUACGUAAGGACGACGGUUCUAAAAUACUGAAAGUUCUUACGUUAUAUGAAUACCUCAUCAAACUUCCAGAAGCCGUUCAAGAUCGGCUAUACAGUCAUCCGCCGACUUGUCUUACAGUGUUUAGAGUAUUACCUGACAUAGCUCAACAGUUUACUUUACGUAUUUUAUUCAUCGAACAGCCAGUUCCACAAUCAGUUCUUUCAUCGUGGGUGCCGGCCAAUUAUUCCCGUGAACUUGACGAAUCUAUAGAAGUAGCCACCAAUUUACAUAUAUGGAAAUUAACUAGUGUAUCUGGUGGCCUCAAAGGAUGGAUUCUAAAUUCUACAUUCAAGAAGAAACUGAAAGUGGCACUUAUGGGUGGUGGCCGUUCUAUGGUAGCUAACAGUGAUGUGAUAGCUGAUCCAAAAGCAAGAGAUAUAGACUUUUUAGAUUCAUAUGCAUAUGAACGAUGGGAAUGCAUAUUGCAUUAUAUGGUUGGUUCUAAACAUGAAGGUAUAUCAUCAGAUGCAGUCAGAGUGUUAUUAAAUGCAGGUCUUAUGGUCAGAGAUACAGAUGAUAGUCCAGUAAUUACAUCGACAGGAUUUCAGUUUUUACUGCUGGAUAUGGCAACUCAAGUAUGGUACUUUAUGCUCCGCUAUAUGGAGACAGUAGAAUCAAGGGGUCUUGAUCUUGCUCAAUGUCUGACAUUCCUCUUUCAAAUACAUCUUGGUACUUUAGGAUGGGAUUAUAUAACUGACGAAAUGUCUGAAAACCUUCAAGCAUUUUUACAACAUCUUCGAGAAUUUGGAUUAGUUUACCAAAGGAAACGUAAAGCUGGACGCUUUUACCCUACUCGAUUAGUAAUUGAAAUGGGACAAGGAAAUAGUCGUACUUCAGAACGAAUGAAAAGUAAAGAACGUUAUAUAGUUGUUGAAACUAAUUUUCGGAUUUAUGCUAUGACUGAUUCUGAUCUAAAAGUUGCUUUAGUUGCAUUAUUUACUCAUAUGCUUUACAGAUUUCCAAACAUGGCUGCUGGUAUAUUAACAAGAGAUUCAGUUCGAACGGCAUUACGUAGUGGCAUUACUGCUGCGCAAAUAGUAAGAUUUCUUACUGUACAUACACAUCCACAAAUGCAAGAAUGUGGAAUGCCACAAACUGUUAUUGAUCAAAUUUAUUUGUGGGAAAAUGAAAGAAAUCGACUUACAUACACAGAUGGUGUUUUAUAUAGCAAUAUAAAUACACCUAAUGAUUAUGAAACAAUAAAAAAUUAUGCUGCUGAAAUUGGGGCAUUGGUAUGGUGUGAUGAAAGAAGAAGGAAUAUUGUUGUAAGUACUGAUGGACACGAUGACGUAAGAAAGUUUUGGAAAAAACAACCAAAAUCUGAUCCAUUUUAAGUAUAUCAAGUCUGUACACAAUGUUCACUAUUUAUAUGAUUUGAAUAUUUGUGUUACUAAUUUAAUAGCACAAAUAAUUCAACAGCCAAAGUUUGAGUAAUUGUAUGUACUACAGAUAAUAAUUGUGUACUUAUAAUUCAUAAUUCAAUUUUCAUACUAAAAAUAUAUUUUUAUUUAUUCUAUUUAUGUAUUAUCUUUUAAAUAAAAUUAAAAAAAGUUGUA